UAGCACUACCACAACACACACCAGUCUCGUGAGAGUUACAAGGAGCGGAAGAGGAAGUCCGACCUUUUUAAAGAUGGCGACCCCCUAUGUGACUGAUGAAUCUGGGAAAUAUAUCGCCGCCACGCAGCGGCCGGACGGCACGUGGAGGAAACCGCGGCGGGUGAAGGAUGGAUAUGUACCGCAGGAGGAGGUACCCGUCUAUGAAAACAAGUACGUGAAGUUCUUUAAGAGUAAACCCGACCUGCCACCCGGCAUGAACCCAGAGGAUGCGGCCAUCGCCCGACAGCAGCAGCAGGCUUUGAGUGGAACAGACAAGCAGAGUGUCACAGCUGGAGUCUCAAAAAUAGCAAAACGCAACAUGAAGCGCAAAGAAAAACGCAAACAGCAGAGUCAGCACCAUCAGGAGGCCAGCGAGGAGGUCUUGAGUAAAGACAUGAAUAGAAUGAAUAUCUCAGCAGAGGAGAGGAGGGUCAGCCCUGACCCGAACCCCGAUCCUGGCAGCACAGAUCCGUCCGCAGCUGCUGCAGAGAAGGCCAGAAAGAUCAAGAAUCUGCGCAAGAAGCUGCGGCAGGUGGAGGAACUCCAGCAGAAGGUGGAUUCUGGAGAGCUGAAAAUCCCCAGCAAGGAACAGCUGGACAAACUGGAGCGAGGCCAGGCGUUACAGGAGGAGCUUCACAUCCUGGAACAAGAUUUGUGAACUGGGGGAGUUAUUUGUAGGCUCAGUUGUCCGGAAAACGUGUCUAUUUCCAUCAUGUCAGAGUGUAUUUCUGUAUCGAUUAAAGUGGUCAGCAGCUAUAACCACUUUUCUACAUUCUUGUGUUCUGUACAUAAUGAACAUCUUGCACUGUGGACUCAGAACCUAUGGGAUUGCAAAUGGUUUCCCCUCGUUCAUUAAAACCGAUCACAAUUUCACUCUCUAUACUAGUUUGUGAGCUUGUGUUAUAGAGACUGGUGGACUAAAAUCCCAUGGUGUCCUUUUUUCUUUUAAACAUAUUUUUUUACAACUGUAGUGAAUAAUGGCAUGAAAUAUUAAUAUGUAGAAUUGUGUUAUAUUAAAGGUAGGACCAAAAUACUGCUUUUAUUUCUGUUA
This is a messenger RNA of Triplophysa rosa, 1090 nucleotides long. RefSeq names its product PYM homolog 1, exon junction complex associated factor (gene pym1). Gene Ontology annotation, cellular component: cytoplasm; exon-exon junction complex. The transcript has 3 exons. The record is from RefSeq and is a predicted model, not a curated record. Gene Ontology annotation, molecular function: RNA binding. Lineage: Eukaryota; Metazoa; Chordata; Actinopteri; Cypriniformes; Nemacheilidae. Gene Ontology annotation, biological process: exon-exon junction complex disassembly. Bases 74 to 697 code for a protein of 207 amino acids.